Messenger RNA from Setaria italica (foxtail millet), 1470 nucleotides. RefSeq lists its product as uncharacterized. The transcript is spliced from 5 exons. Lineage: Eukaryota; Viridiplantae; Streptophyta; Magnoliopsida; Poales; Poaceae. The coding region runs from base 485 to 1117 and encodes 210 amino acids. The record is from RefSeq and is a predicted model, not a curated record.
AUCUCUACAACACGAAACCCCUCAACAGAAUCUCAUCCCUCUCCUCCCUGACUGCUCCUCAGCUCCUCAUUGGUGGGCCGUGGGCGUCGGGCGGCGGCUGCCUUGCUCUUCGGCCAUCAUCCUCGGAUCCGUUUCUCAUCCUCCUGCCUGUGCCAUCCCUGUCCUGGUCCUUCAGAUCCAGCGCCGUCAGGCGCACUGCAGGACGGCGCACGGCGGGAUUUGGAGGGCGAGGUUCCCGGGGGCAGGAGCGGAUCCUGAAGCCGGCAAGAGUACGAGCGCCGCAUGACGAAUCGACGGCUGAUUCAGUGAUCUCCGAGGGCACGAUCUGCCCCCUUGCCAUCCCGCGCCUGUCCAAGGCACGCUGCGGAGGGAGGCGGUAUUCACAGCGGCGAGCAGCUCCUGUUUACCUUGCGCCGGCCGGCCGGUGCCAUCCUCACUCCCUUCUCCUCUUCCGUAGAUUGGCGCCGGGGCUCGUAUUUGUUUCAUGGAGCAGGAGGUCCGUAAGUCAAUUGUGCGUAUAUCUUUUGACUGGAAGCCGAAGCCGGAGGACAAGCGGUUUAUGGUUAUUGCUGGCAUUAUUCUUUCAAUAGAAGAUGAUGGGUCUGCUGUCAUAGCAGCGAAUUCCAAAUUUUUUGGGAUGAAAAAAAGAUUUGUAGUGAACUUCCCAAACGCUACAGGAUACGAACAAGAACUUGAUGUUCGUAAGCCCAUUAAAUCUGCGGGAGGUUUCUAUAUAUUUGCUGCUAAGCCAAGUGAAAAUGGCUAUAUAAAAGCAGUCAGGUUUGAGACUCAGUCUGUUCAAGUUGGUGAUCCUGUUCAUUCAUUUGUUUUCCCUAGAGAAGGGUAUAUUACACCAACCGGUUAUUGCAGAGGUUCAGUAAUAGAUGUUUGUUGCAGAGUUCUAUUUCAUGAUUGCGAUAUGCAUGAGUACGCUUACUUAGGAUCACCAUUGUUCAAUUUGUCUGGUGAUCUAGUGGGGAUAACAUAUCUUGAUCAGGGACACUGGCAAGCAUGGACUGUUUGGGAGCUACUAGAUACUUUUAAAAAAUGGAAAAGUACCAUUGUUUCCAAGGGAAUUGAAGAACCUGCAGGGGCAGAACCUCAAGUGGAAGAAUAAAACAUCUAGGAGCAGGGCUGACUAUUGGUGGGAGAUAGCCUGAGCAGCAGCAUAUGCAAGAUGCCACGCAUCUCAAGAAGUCUCAGGCAGCUGCGGUUGUGGAGUUUGAGUUGCAGCCUACUAGUGUACGUGUUGAUUUAGGUUUGAUUUUUGAACUAUUAUGUGACUUUUUUAGGAACCAUUUAUCCCGCCGAGCUGUUGACUGCUAUGAUGUAUUAAUGUGAUGCGAUCUGGUGAACUCUUUUCACAUUCAUGGAUGUUAAACAAUUUCUAUUAGGGUUUUAUCAUUGUAUUGUUGUGGGAGAUGUUUAUAUAAUGUUUGCAAAUGCAUAGUACGUUCACAUUUCUUUAAA